AUGGAAGAGAAGAUCGCCCUUCCCUCCGAGGGCGCCCAUGGCGAGCGAGAUGGUACUGCGACAGCAACCUGCUACUGCGGUGCCGUGCAAAUCGAGGUACCUACCGAAGGCGAGGGUCUAGUCGAUACCUUCAUCUGUCACUGCACCGACUGCCGCAAGAUCACUGCAAGCAUGUUCGCAUCCAACUUCGUAGUCAAAGACACCCACCUCAAGCACCUCCGCGGCGAAGACAAGCUCACCCGUUUCCGCCAGAAAGACACCAUCGCAACCGGUAAUUACAUGGAAAACUCCUUCUGCAGCGUGUGUGGCACCCUUCUAUAUCGCCGCAGCAGUGGCUAUCCUGGCAUGAGCAUCCCACGCAUUGGCACGAUCGACGAUUUUGGAUUGCAGGAGACCAAAUUCAAGCCGAGAAUCGAGACGUUUGAGAAGGACCGGUGCGCGUGGCUGAAGCCUGCGAGUGUCAAAGAGCACGUCGACGGGGCGUACUACACCGGCGGGAAAGAGUGGAAGAGCAUGCAUGACGGAGCUGGUGGAAAGGGCAACUAG
This is a messenger RNA of Macroventuria anomochaeta, 546 nucleotides long. RefSeq lists its product as uncharacterized. The transcript has 2 exons. The record is from RefSeq and is a predicted model, not a curated record. The coding region runs from base 1 to 546 and encodes 181 amino acids. NCBI's taxonomy places the organism in Eukaryota, Fungi, Ascomycota, Dothideomycetes, Pleosporales, Didymellaceae. Gene Ontology annotation, molecular function: carbon-sulfur lyase activity.